Messenger RNA from Tribolium castaneum (red flour beetle), 2274 nucleotides. RefSeq names its product prestin. The record is from RefSeq and is a predicted model, not a curated record. Gene Ontology annotation, biological process: transmembrane transport. The coding region runs from base 162 to 2237 and encodes 691 amino acids. Gene Ontology annotation, cellular component: plasma membrane. Gene Ontology annotation, molecular function: sulfate transmembrane transporter activity; oxalate transmembrane transporter activity; bicarbonate transmembrane transporter activity. NCBI's taxonomy places the organism in Eukaryota, Metazoa, Arthropoda, Insecta, Coleoptera, Tenebrionidae. The transcript is spliced from 12 exons.
AGUGCGUUACAAUAAUGCACAAUUAUUAAUAAAUUGUGAAAUCCGGUGAAGGUUGAAAAAGUCCAUUGCGAAAAAAUCGCUCCAAGUUUUACGGAAACGCCUGAAUAAGCAUAUAUUUUCCCCACCUGACAUAAUGUUUGUAACUGUUCGUUCAAAUAAACAUGACAAAAAAAAUGGACGAGGCAGUGCGGUGCCAAAUCAAAAUCGAUAGACCCAUCUACGAACAUGACCAGCUCAGGAAAGACUUUGAUUACAACAAAAGCGACAAAAAGAAAUGUUUGAGCCUCGAUUUUGACACAAAUUUCAAACGAAUCGUCCUCAAAACAAUCCCUGCGAUCGAAUGGCUGAGUCAUUACAAAUGGCGAAAAAAUUUGUUGGCCGAUUUUAUCUCAGGAUUCACUGUUGCCAUAAUGCACAUUCCGCAAGGAAUGGCCUACGCUCUUUUGGGCAACGUCCCCCCAGUUGUGGGCAUCUACAUGGCCUUUUUCCCAGUCUUGAUCUACUUUUUUUUGGGGACUUCCCGGCACAAUUCCAUGGGAACCUUCGCUGUUGUUUGUUUGAUGACCGGAAAAGCCGUGCUGGAACACAGCGAUCCCUCGUAUUUCAUGAAAAGUUCAAUUAAUACAACGAGCGAAAAUCCGGUCAUUGAGUCGGUCCAUGACCGCUAUUCUCCCAUGGAAGUGGCUACAGCAGUCACAUUCACUGUAGCCUUGUUUCAGCUUGUAAUGUACGUACUGAGACUAGGAAUUGUUAGUAAUUUGCUUUCGGAGACUUUGGUUAGUGGAUUUACGACUGGGGCCGCCUUUCAAGUCAUUGCCUCACAAAUCAAGGAUUUGUUAGGAUUGAAAAUACCGAAACAAAAGGGACUUUUCGUUUUCAUAAAUACUCUAAAAUGCGUCUUUGACGAGAUCUCUGAAACAAACACGGCGGCUGUUGUCAUUUCUUUAGUCACUAUCUUUAUCCUCAUUGCAAACAACGAAGUGAUUAAGCCACUUUUGGCCAAAAAAUCCUCAUUUCCAAUUCCAAUCGAGUUAAUCGCAAUCGUAUUAGGGACUUUAGUGUCGCGAUAUUGCAGCCUUGAGGAAAUCUACUCGAUUAAAGUAGUCGGAGAAAUCCCCAGUGGCCUUCCGGCCCCAAAUAUGCCCCCAAUGUCGCUACUGACUUCAGUACUACUUGACGGGUUUACGAUAGCAAUAGUUUCGUACAGUAUCACCCUUUCAAUGGCCCUAAUUUUCGCCCAAAAACUCAACUACGAAGUGGACGCCAAUCAGGAACUUUUAGCGCAAGGGGUUGGCAACAUUUUCGGUUCGUUUUUCUCGUGUAUGCCCUUCACGGCGUCGCUUUCGCGCUCAACAAUUCAACAAGUAGUUGGGGGAAAAACACAAAUAGCGUCACUCGUUUCGUGUUUUCUCCUACUUAUAGUCCUACUCUGGAUUGGGCCAUUUUUUGAGCCGUUACCAAAGAGUGUUUUAGCCAGUGUUAUAGUUGUGGCCCUCAAAGGAAUGGUUUGGCAAAUCAAACAGUUGUUCAGAUUUUGGAAAAUGAGUAAAAUGGACGCUAUUGUCUGGUUGGCCACUUUUCUGACUGUGGUUUUUGUCAGUAUUGAGAUCGGGCUUUUGACCGGUGUUGUCAUGUCUCUAGCUACGAUUUUUGUGCUUAGUUUGAAGCCCUACACUUGCUUGCUUGGCUCAGUUCCGGGCACUGAUCUCUAUAUUAAUAUAAAUCGGUACAAAGGGGCGGUUGAAAUUCCGGGGAUUAAAAUAUUUCAGUACUGUGGGGGGAUUAAUUUUGCAACUAGGAACAUUUUCAGGAGCGAAGUCUUGCGUCUCGUUGAUAUAAACCCGCAAAAAGAGCUCGAAUAUCGCAAAAAACUGACAAAAUACGGAGACGAAAUCGACGUUAAAGAACCUGAAAGUCCGAAUGAGAAAAUCGCAAAACUGCAACGAAAAAUCAAUCGCGAGUUAAAGUGUUUGAUUUUAGAUUUCUCGUCUUUGAGUCAUUUGGAUCCUUCGGGGGCUUCAAUGCUUCAGAUUGUUACUGAAAGUUUCCAGAAGAUUGAUAUUCCUGUUUACAUUGCAGCCUGUCCUGAACCUAUUUACGAAAUGAUUAACAAGUGUGGUCUCAUCAAUCAUAAGAGUUCAAUUCGGACGUUUCCCACAGUUCACGAUGCUGUGGAGUGUGCUACUGAGAUAUUUACUCUAAGCGCUUCCCCUAUUUCUACAAUUAGCCGAAUAUAAAUCAAACUAAAAAUAAAUAAAUAAUGAAAAAGCCAAA